Copidosoma floridanum is the source of this 1801-nucleotide messenger RNA. Its product is annotated as ubiquitin-conjugating enzyme E2 J2. The record is from RefSeq and is a predicted model, not a curated record. NCBI's taxonomy places the organism in Eukaryota, Metazoa, Arthropoda, Insecta, Hymenoptera, Encyrtidae.
ACUGAAAGAUUUUUGAAUCUAAAAGAGCGCUUGCUAUGAUACAUUACGUAUUAUCAGCAUUUGCGUUAUUUGAUGCCAGCUAACAACUAGCCAGAGGCCAUCAGUUGCCAUAAAUAAAUAAUAGGUGAGGUGAGGUGUGUGUGUGCAUGUAAGAGUGCGAACCAGCUGCAGCAGUAAAAUAAAAUAAAAUAUAUAUACUUACUUACCGUGAUUGUGAUUCAAGAACAAAUUCACACACGGAAGUGAAGACCGAGGGAGAGAGACAAAAAAGCGCUGUCUGCUCGGGUUGCUGUCAAAAGCAAUCUGCAGCUCGACGGGAGAAAAUUUCUGUGUUCAACAAAUACAAGUACUUGUUUAUACCUCUCUCUAGCUUAUCUUGGCUGGGUCGCGGAUAUUAGCUUUCUGUAGGUAUAAUAAGUUGGGGCUUUGGUGCACUUUACGACGUAAUAAGUACAUAUUAAACGACACUUUGAUAGAGUGACGUGACGUGGUGUGUGCUGGUGGAGAGGUAGUGGUGGAUGGGUGGUGUUUGUGUUCGCCCGUAUGUGAGUUUGUAGCAGCAGUGAGUGGCCAGUGAAGAGUGACCAACGGCUACAACAUUAUUAAAAUAUAUUGCUAACAAUUAAAGGUCAUACUUAGUCGUUGUUUCUUUUGUAAGUUAUUUACCUGUCGCGGUGCUCGCGUUCAUUGUUUUUCCGUUUCUUUCGUCUCUCUGCGCCAUUUUUGCUCAUUGAGGAUAAAAAACAAUAAUACUUUCGCCUUUGAGCAAACAACCUAAUUUCUUCUCGCGGCUUGUUACUCUCUCUCUCUCUCUCUUCCUCUUUCUUUCUCUUUCCCUGUCUUUACUUAUCGAUCUAGCAUUUGGGAUCUCGCUCAUCUUAGUCAGCUGGGGAGUAGCCAUCCGGUUCUGGUUCUGGAGUUGCGACCUUUGACAUUUCCCUGAGGUUGUUGAAAGUUGAGACGGUACAAGUCAAUAGUUCUCGAGCCACUCGGGGAUCCCAGGGUGCUUAGGUUAAAGCUGAAGAAGACAUAUUUGUUAAAAAAAAACAAUGAACCGCAAGACGGGCACUGCUACUGCCAGAUUAAAACAAGAUUACCUGAGACUCAAAAAGGAUCCUGUCCCAUAUGUACAGGCCGAACCAAUUCCUUCCAAUAUACUGGAGUGGCACUAUGUAAUUAAAGGGCCAGAAAACACCCCGUACGAAGGUGGCUUUUAUCACGGCAAAUUAAUUUUCCCAGGGGAGUUUCCAUUUCAGCCACCCAGUAUUUACAUGACCACGCCAAAUGGUAGAUUCAAAGUGAAUACAAAAUUAUGCCUUUCGAUAUCGGAUUUCCAUCCAGAUACAUGGAAUCCAGCAUGGAGUGUCUCAACAAUUCUCAUUGGUCUACUCAGUUUUAUGAUUGAAUCAAGUUCAGCCUUGGGAGCAAUCAUCACACCAGAUUACGAGAAAAAAAUUCUCGCAGGACAAAGCCUAGAGUACAACUUGAGAGAUAAAACAUUUUGCGAAUUGUUUCCAGAUACUGUUGCUUCUAUCAAAAAAGAGUUGGAACGCAGAAAAGAAUUGGAAAAACAGGCUAGGCAUCAGUCAACCAUGUCGGAAGGUUCAAACAUUGUUCGUGGUGAGCAGCAAACUGAACAAAGUUCACUUCAAAGUACACUUACGAACAUUGCCAUGUUGGUCGGUGUUGCCGUCUUUGGUUUUGCUGUCAAAUACGUUCUCAGGAGUAUUGCCACCCAAGAAUACGUUCAGCAGUAAUUUAAGCUUACAUUUGUUGGAACCGAUACAAAAGUUUGUUGAAA